UGAAAAUGAAUGUUACACAAUAGUCAUUUGAACGUUUAUAAUAUUCUUUAACUAUAUCACUGUUCAUAGUGUAACUUGAGUUAUUAUUAAUAUUAAUAACAAUACAAUAUUUAUGAACUAUUUUGUAUGUCAGUGAAACACUUAAAGUGAAACUUAGCCCUGUACUUUGUACAAAUUGUAGUUUUAAAUUUUACUCAGGUUUCAGUAUAUUUUUAUUUAAUACGAAACGGUUUAAUGUCAGGGUAUAGGUAUAGCUUCGCUAGUAAUGUUAUGUGAUUCGUUGACAAUGGUACAUUAGUAGCAAGUUUGCGUUACGCUUAUAGUUACAAAUUUUGAUAACUUAUUGAUAACGUUAAAAAAAAAGUCAGUGAUAAGAAAGUGAAGAACUAAGCUUCUAAAAGUAGGGAAAAUAAGAUUUUUAAAAUUAAAAACUUAAACCAAAAGAUAAUUUAAUGCUCAAACUGAGUCAUAAUUCAUAUUAAAUAAAUCAAAUAAAAUUUUAUCUUGUUCAACUUCAAAGUUCAAUACUGUAAUGACAAUAGUGUAUAGUUAGGCUUUAUCAACUGUAGUGUAAUUGUAUCUGAGCUUUGUUUACUUGAGAUUUUUUUUAAAUAAAGGUUAAUUGUGAGGUUUCAAAAACUGGUAUAAAUAAUAAGGAAUCCUUAUACAAAUUAAUUUUUAACUGUUGAAGAUGUAUACAUAAUUUUUUAAAGCAAAAGCUUGACUAAAUGCCUGAAAAAUGAAAAGAUGCUGAAAAUACUCUGAUUUAUGCACAUUUGGCUGUAGUACUAUUAAUAUUAUGGCCAUGCCCAUGGAAACAGGAAGACGGGGAUCAUUUUCAUCAGAAGAGAAAUUCCCAAUGGAAGACUUGGAAUGUAAUACUAAUAUUGAUUCAAAUGAGAAGAUGGAAGAAGUUAAUGACUUGGACCUGAAAAAUGAAGCUCAGUGUGGGGAUGCUGAAGAAUUGCUUGAGAAUUACAACCACUAUACUAAUGGUAGUUCCCAACCACAACAGGGAUCUUGUAACUGGACACGAGCAAUGUAUACUUUAUUACCAAGUACACGAGCCUACACUUUAAGGAGGCGAGCUAAUAGAAAGAUCACCCCAGCUACAGGUGUACCUAGCUCAGUAACUUUGCCUAGAAGCUUUCAGAAAUUUGUGGAACCCGACGAAAGUCUAACUGCACAUUUACAGAACCAGCUUACAAUGCAAAGAUCUUGGAAAGUGGGGAAAAGAGACUUGCCCAGAAGAUCACGUCAUUCCUUUGGGGUUGUUCACAAGACUACGGAUAUAAAAGUAGAUGGAAUUGAUGUGCCUGACCAUGUCCUACCUGUCAGUGAAGAAGUUAGUCCUAUAAAUGUUAGUGAGGAAGAAUGUCAGUGGGAGAUGCUAACUGCUGUUCCAAGUUUUGCAGUUCCCAUGGCUGUUAAAAGAGAAUUUAG
Limulus polyphemus (Atlantic horseshoe crab) is the source of this 1443-nucleotide messenger RNA. RefSeq lists its product as uncharacterized. The annotation marks the transcript as partial. The record is from RefSeq and is a predicted model, not a curated record. NCBI's taxonomy places the organism in Eukaryota, Metazoa, Arthropoda, Merostomata, Xiphosura, Limulidae. The transcript is spliced from 3 exons.